AUGAUACGUUUGACGCGUCGUCUUAUUGAUAUGCUAAAUCGACUACGAUGUGAAGUUCAUGAAAGAGGAUGCGCGCAGCUAAGAGCAUCACUAAUUCAUACUCCGCUUCAGAAAGAUGCUCUCGUCCCAGUAGUUCCGGUUUUCUCGUUGCUGCAAGGUGGAUCUCAGACAUGGGAAUGGAGUGUUUUUUUGAAGUCAUUGCAGUACAUUUACUUUGCAAGGAAAAAGCUCAUAGACGACUUAUUAGAUCAGUUCGAGAAAAAUUUGAAAACAGCGAGAAAAAUCAGUCAGGAAAUAAAUGAGAAACAAGCCAGUGAAUCUUCCAAAGGAAUCAGUGACAAUCAACCGUCUGAAAACCCAAAUCGAAGCAAACGACCUUCUGGCUUCCCAGAUAUACCGAUGCCUCCAUUGUCAGCUGUCUUAGCAGCCAUGGCAGCAUUUGCUGCACUUUUUCUGAUAGCAAACAAAAGUAAAGAAAUAUCUUGGAAGGAAUUUUAUACGGAAUAUUUGGAGAAAGGCAUUAUUGACCGACUGAUUGUGCACAGAACAUGGGUUGAAGUAAAAGUACGAGAGGAUACGAGUGUUGGUAUCACACCAUACUUUUAUAUUGGGAGUGUAGAUGCAUUUGAACGAUCUCUGGCUGCCGCACAGCAACAUCUUGGAAUUACUCCGGAAAAUCAAGUCACCGUUAUUUAUAAUCCGGUCGAUACAACGUCAGUGAUAAGCAGUUUAGUCCCUGUGGCCAUAUUGUUUCUGCUAGCGUGGCCUAUCAUCAGAAUGAUUUUUAGUUCAAGACGAUCAUCAGGUAGCCGUGUGGGAGCGAAUCCUUUCGGUGGUGGAGGACCAUUUAAUAUGUUCGGAUUUGGACAAAGUACAGCAAGACUAAUAAAUAAAAAUGACAUCGAUAUAAAAUUCAAUGACGUUGCUGGUUGUGAAGAAGCGAAAAUAGAGAUAAUGGAGUUUGUUAAUUUUUUGAAAAAUCCAGAACAAUAUAAGAAGCUUGGUGCUAAAAUACCGAAGGGUGCAAUUCUAACUGGUCCACCGGGCACUGGCAAAACACUGUUGGCUAAAGCGACUGCCGGUGAAGCAAAUGUUCCUUUUAUAACAGUCAGUGGUUCAGAAUUUUUGGAAAUGUUUGUGGGCGUUGGUCCGGCGCGUGUCAGAGAUAUGUUCUCUAUGGCUCGCAAAAAUGCACCCUGCAUAUUAUUUAUCGAUGAAAUAGAUGCUGUUGGAAGGAAGCGAGGUGAAGGCCGAUUUGGAGGGCAUUCGGAACAGGAAAAUACUCUCAAUCAGCUGUUAGUUGAAAUGGAUGGUUUCUCGACUGACGAAUCAUCGGUUAUUGUGAUCGCAGCUACAAAUCGUCCCGAUAUUUUGGAUGCGGCUUUACUAAGACCUGGUCGAUUUGAUCGGCAGAUCUUCAUUCCUGUACCUGAUAUCAAAGGAAGGGCUUCUAUAUUUCGUGUUCAUUUGGCGAAACUGAAGACAAGUCUGGAUAAAGUGGAGCUUUCAAGGAAGUUAGCUGCUCUAACUCCCGGAUUUUCAGGAGCCGAUGUUGCAAAUGUUUGUAAUGAAGCGGCAUUAGUAGCAGCACGUGAUGCGGGAAAUGAAAUUAUUCUAAAAAAUUUCGAACAGGCUAUCGAAAGAGUUGUUGCUGGUAUGGAAAAGAAAAGUCAGGUUUUGCAACCGGAAGAGAAGAAGAUAGUUGCUUUUCAUGAAGCAGGACAUGCGAUCACUGGUUGGUUCCUAAAGCAUGCGGAUCCACUUCUGAAAGUUUCAAUAAUACCGCGUGGUAAGGGAUUAGGGUAUGCGCAGUACCUACCGAAGGAGCAAUAUCUUUAUUCCACCGAACAACUUUUGGAUCGAAUGUGUAUGAUGCUAGGGGGACGUGUUUCGGAAGAAAUCUUUUUCGGACGUGUUACGACAGGUGCACAAGAUGAUUUGCAAAAGAUCACUGAAAUGGCAUAUUCCCAGAUUGUAAAGUUCGGUAUGAGCAAGAAAGUUGGUCCAUUAUCAUUUACAGAGGGUUCAACUUUUCAAAAACCGUAUUCCGAAACCACUGCAGAACUCAUUGACCAAGAAGUGCGUGAUCUUGUCGAUACAGCUUAUAAAAGAACACAUGAAUUACUGGAAUCUAAAAAACCGCAAAUUGAAACUGUGGCAGAAAGGUUACUUCAGAACGAAAUUAUAUCUAGAGAAGAUUUAAUUGAGUUGCUGGGACCGCGUCCGUUUGCGGAAAAGCAAACUUAUGAGGAGUUUGUUGCGGGUACUGGUGGCCUGGACGAAGAUAUCACAUUACCCAAGGGUUUAGAGUCAUGGAAUAAAUCAAAAAAUUUGAAGGAUAAUUCCGAAACCAAAGCUAGAGCGACAGAUGCUAUGAACAAGACGAAUAAAGAGCGGUAG
Messenger RNA from Cercopithifilaria johnstoni, 2400 nucleotides. Lineage: Eukaryota; Metazoa; Nematoda; Chromadorea; Rhabditida; Onchocercidae. The record is from the annotation of a GenBank genome assembly.